UGCUGGGUUUGGUGGCCUAAGCCCAGUCCAAGGCCAGCAUGUCACUGCAGAGGAUUGUGCGCGUGUCCCUGGAGCAUCCCACCAGUGCCGUGUGCGUGGCCGGUGUGGAGACCGUCAUUGACAUUUAUGGGUCGGUCCCCGAGGGCACAGAGAUGUUCGAGGUGUACGGGACCCCCGGGGUGGACGUCUACAUCUGUCCCAGCUUCGAGAGGAGCCGGGAGCGCGCGGACACCAGGCGGUGGCACUUCGAUGAGGGCCUGGAGAUCGUCGUGGUCAUGAACUCCCCCAGCAACGACCUCAAUGACAGUCAUGUUCAGAUCGCCUAUCAUUCCAGCCAGGAGUCUCUGCCCCUGGCCUAUGCAGUGCUCUACCUCACCUGUGUCGACAUCGCUCUGGACUGUGACCUGAACCGUGAAGGCGGGCAGGACGGGAACUUCGUGGACAAGCGGCAGUGGGUCUGGGGGCCUGAAGGGCAUGGAGCCAUCUUGCUGGUGAACUGUGACAGGGACGACCUCAGCAGCGAUGUCCAGGACAACUAUGACCAGCACGUGGGCUGCCUACAAGACCUGGAAGACAUGUCCCUCAUGGUCCUGCGCACCCAGGGCCCCGCAGCGCUCUUUGAGGACCACAGGCUCAUCCUGCACACCUCUAGCUCGGACGCCAGGCGAGCCCGGGUCUUCCACGUCUGCGGCCCCAAGGACUCCUGCGGGGCCUACAGGUGCGUGCUGGGCCAGGACAAGGUGUCCUACGAGGUGCCCCGGCUCCACGGGGACGAAGAGCGCUUCUUCGUGGAGGGCCUCAGCUUCCCUGACGCCGGCUUCCCGGGGCUGCUGUCCUUCCACGUCACCCUGCUGGACGACUCCAAUGAGGACUUCUCAGAGGCCCCCAUCUUCACGGACACGGUGGUGUUCCGCGUGGCACCCUGGAUCAUGACGCCCAGCACCCUGCCGCCCCUGGAGGUGUACGUGUGCCGCGUGAGGAACAACACGGGUUUCGUGGAAGCGGUGGCCGAGCUGGCCAGGAAGGCCGGCUGCCAGCUGACCGUGUGCCCGCAGACCGAGAACCGCAAUGACCGCUGGAUCCAGGAUGAGAUGGAGCUGGGCUAUGUCCAGGCGCCACACAAGACCUUCCCCGUGGUCUUCGACUCCCCCCGGAACGGGGAGCUACAGGAAUUUCCUUACAAGAGAAUCCUGGGUCAGGAUUUUGGCUACGUGACUCGGGAACCACGGGACAGGUCUGUGAGCGGCCUGGACUCCUUCGGGAACCUGGAGGUCAGCCCCCCGGUGGUGGCCAACGGGAAGGAGUACCCCCUGGGGAGGAUCCUCAUCGGGGGCAACCUGCCCGGGUCGAGGGGCCGCCGGGUCACCCAGGUGGUGCGGGACUUUCUCCACGCCCAGAGGGUGCAGCCGCCCGUGGAGCUGUUUGUGGACUGGCUGGCCGUGGGCCACGUGGACGAGUUCCUGAGCUUUGUCCCUGCCCCGGAUGGGAAGGGCUUCCGCAUGCUGCUGGCCAGCCCCGGCGCCUGCUUCAGGCUCUUCCAGGAAAAGAAGAAGCGGGGCCACGGCAGGGCCCUCCUGUUCGAGGGUGUCAUCGGCAACGGGCGGGUCAGGACCAUCUCCAUCAACCAGGUCCUUUCCAACGAAAACCUCAUCAGCUUUAAUAAGUUUGUGCAGAGCUGCAUCGACUGGAACCGCGAGGUGCUGAAGCGGGAGCUGGGGCUGGCCGACCGCGACAUCAUCGACAUUCCGCAGCUCUUCAAGUCUGAGAGGAGAAAGGCCACCGCCUUCUUCCCAGAUUUGGUGAACAUGCUGGUGCUGGGCCAGCACCUGGGCAUCCCCAAGCCCUUCGGGCCCCUCAUCAACGGCCGCUGCUGCCUGGAGGAGCAGGUGCGCGCCCUGCUGGAGCCGCUGGGGCUGCACUGCACCUUCAUCGACGACUUCACGCCCUACCACAUGCUGCACGGCGAGGUCCACUGCGGCACCAACGUGCGCCGGCAGCCCUUCUCCUUCAAGUGGUGGCACAUGGUGCCCUGAGCCCGUCCCCCCAGCCUCCCCUCCCCCCGCAGUGGUGGCCCCCGAACAACGAGCAUCAGGAGACCCCCAGAUCGAAUGCGGGGGGGGGGGGUGACCCGUCCCUCUCAGAAACCUUUCCCUAGAAGCGUCCACCCCUCGCCUGCAGCCUGUUUGGUUCUCAGGCAUGAAUCUUCUUGGCCUCCCGCGAAGAAGGACCUCAUUUCUGUGGUUCUCAUGUGAUCUAUAUGACCCAUGGGGACUCCCCGCAAAAGUCCCCUCACCUCCAAUUCCUCUGUUUAGUGGGAGAUUCGCUUUGGGGUCUAGAAGUUUCCACACAUGUCACCAGCCAUCUGGGCCUGUGUGUCCUAAGCCAGGAAGGCCCUGGGAUUCUGCUUUGGCCUGGUUUCCUCCUCCCCCAGGGACACAAUCUUAGAGUCAGACCCCUCCACACAGGACAGGAGACAUCCUGCCCAAAGCCACCCCCGUAGAGAGGGACCUAAGGGUUCAUUUAGGACAAAGUGGGACCAUCAUCCCCCUCUAAGCUCCGGGCCAGGUGGUGAACUCUGUCCCACCCCACCUGAGCCUUCAUGUGGCAGGUGCCUGUAGAGUCACAUGAGACUUAUGCGCACGCCCCCAUCAUCUGACACACAGAACCUGAAUUUCUGGAGAUAAAAGUGCCCUGGGGAAUUGGUGGAGAUGGAAGACCUGGGUACGAGGAUGAAAAGUGUCUUUCAGAGCUCACAGGACUGGCCCUGGGGGUCCACCUCCUGAUGAGGGUGCUUAUUAAUCCUGGGGCUUCUCUGUGCAGGGGGCACCCCUGAUGAGUUGGCCCUGGCCUAGGCCUUCUGUUGACCUCGGGUCAGGGUUUCCCCAUCCUGCCAGGCUGAGGAGAGGCGGACUAGCAGGGCUGGGUCCACGGAGACAGCUCUGGAGGGACAGCUUUGGGGAUGAGCUGCUUGGGCCUGGGGUGGGCGUGGGGAGAGGCUUGGUCUGGGCUUCGAGUGUGUUCUGUACACGUCCCGCUGCGUUUCCCUCACAGGCUAAUAAAUCCGCAGAAAUACAAGUGCUGUGG
This is a messenger RNA of Marmota monax (woodchuck), 3084 nucleotides long. RefSeq names its product peptidyl arginine deiminase 3 (gene Padi3). Gene Ontology annotation, molecular function: protein-arginine deiminase activity; calcium ion binding. NCBI's taxonomy places the organism in Eukaryota, Metazoa, Chordata, Mammalia, Rodentia, Sciuridae. The record is from RefSeq and is a predicted model, not a curated record. Bases 39 to 2033 code for a protein of 664 amino acids. Gene Ontology annotation, cellular component: cytoplasm. The transcript is spliced from 16 exons.